GAUAAGCGUUGGAGGGAAUUCAAAUCAAGAUUGACGACUGGUUGGAUCCGGGGUACAAGAAAAAGGCCAAAAGAUGAAAAGAUGCCAUAUGAUUUGUAUAGUUAUAUAACUAAGGAUAUAUGGAAGGAAUUUGUGAAGAUACGUACCUCCGAAGAAGCUGAGGAAAUAAGUGAGAAAGCAAGACAAAGUCAAUCUUUCAACAUAUAUCCUCAUCAUAUGGGACAGAAAUCAUAUGCUGAAAUGACAAGUGAAUGGCAGAGAAAAGGGUACAUUCCCUCAGUUUCUUCGUCAUCUGAAGGUUCCUCUGCGUCUACAAUUUCUUCAAGUUUGCCGAGUAGGACAUGUUUAUGGCUUCUUGCAAGAUCGGUACCAGAUGAGAAAGGAAAUCCUUACUUGCCGGAUGAGGGCACACAAAAGGAUGAAUGGAAAAGGAAACAAGAUGAAGGGGAAUUUGUUCCCAAAAGUGCACGAGAUGAUGUCUUAUCUCGUGCACUUGGUAAGACCAAAGAAGGGAGACCACUAACAUUUGGUGGUGGAGUAGGCAUCAAAGCUGUGUGGGGGACCGGAGAGCGGCGUAGCUUUCGACGGUAUGGAGAUGCGGAGAUGGAGGAAAUGGAAGCAAGAGUGACCAAAAGGGUCAAAGAUGAGACAAUACAAGAGAUGAACUCCAAGAUGGAUGCCAUGGUUAUGGAGAAAUUUAUCACAUUUGCUAAAGAACUUGGUGUCCAAAUACCAAGCCAGAUGAGGAUAGACGCAAAUGUUCAUAGUAGUUGUCGUUCCGGGGGUUUAGAUCCAUUUGCCGACAUUACGGAACCUGUCCCGUGCCAUCUAUACCUGAACAUAGGCUCCGAGAAAGUCUUUGUUGCCUAUGGUACCAUAUGUCCAGAGUUGCUCCUUGAUCACCACAACGACGUCACGUCCGAUAACGUGAAAGUGAGCGUUGAUGAUUUUGAGCCCGCGUACAAAGAAGUUCCCGUCCCCGUGCCUUCUCAAUAUAUUAAGAAACUUGCUCAAGCUCAUGGUACCUUCACUCAGUGGCCAAAGCAUUUGGUGUCGCUUACGAAUGAGGAGGUAAACAAGCCUACAAGUAAAGAGCCUAAAGGGAAAGGGAACAAAGGGAAAGAGAUAGUGCUUGGGGGAAGUGGAACAAAAGCGUCCAACACUAAAUCAAAAACCUAUUUCCUUGAAAAUUAUAAAGUGCAAAAUUUGAGUGGUAAGUGCAAUGUGAUGAAAACUAUGAUGUUGGGAUUAAAAGAAGGGGAGCACGUUAAGGUAUAUUGCACUAAAAGGACAUUCAAUAUGGAAAAGGACUUUGAAAUUAGUGUCACCGUUGAAGACACCGAUCAACUUCUCUCGGGAGCAUGGCUCAAUAUAUCAAUAAUACAUGUUUUUGUUACGGCUUUGAGUGAGUUGUGUUUACACGAUGAUUGUCACCCCAAUAUUAUUGGAUUCAUGUGCCCGGAGAUGAUCUCGGCCACCAUGUUAAAGUCCGAUGCAGAUCGAAUUCUAUUGUACAUGACGAGGUCCAUGAGUGCACUUAGUUCUAAGACAUUCAUCUUAUGUCCAUACUACGAAAAGAGUCACUGGAUGCUUUUAGUUCUUUGCUUGUCUAAACGUGAGGUCUACAUAUUUGAUUCUCAACAGAAGAAGAGAAAUUUGAUGAUUAAGGAGCCACUAAACAAUGCUUUUCGGAGUUACAAGAGACUAGGUGGACAAUCUAAGGGAACUAAAUUAACAUGGAUUCCAGCACAGUGUGCUCAACAACCGGGAUCACUAGAUUGUGGCUACUACGUCAUGCGUUUUAUGUACGACAUAAUAAUGAAUCAUGGUAAUAGUCAAGAUCUUACUAAGGAUUUUUCAAGAACAUUGCCUUAUUCACCGGAGGAGAUUAAUGAGGUGAAAGAUUUUUGGGCAGAUUACUUCAUGAACAAUGUCGAAUUUUUAGCUUAAUUUGUAAUAUGAACUUGAUCUCUAGCUAGCUACGUACCUUUGUUGUAAUAAUUUUAUGUUUGUUGUAACAUGUUGGUUGAUCGAUCUAUGACGAAUUUAAUUGCCUUUUAUUGGGAACGUUAAUUACGUUGUAAACUUUUGUGACAGGUAUUAUUUAUAAAUGUAUUCCCGGUAUUGGGAAUGAAGCGUCUAAUUUCAAAGACG
This is a messenger RNA of Spinacia oleracea (spinach), 2154 nucleotides long. RefSeq lists its product as uncharacterized. The transcript has 10 exons. The coding region runs from base 82 to 1950 and encodes 622 amino acids. NCBI's taxonomy places the organism in Eukaryota, Viridiplantae, Streptophyta, Magnoliopsida, Caryophyllales, Amaranthaceae. Gene Ontology annotation, biological process: proteolysis. The record is from RefSeq and is a predicted model, not a curated record. Gene Ontology annotation, molecular function: cysteine-type peptidase activity.